UUUACAUUUUAGCUGGACCAGCUCUGCUAGGGUUUAUCUCCACACAGAAACAUAUCUGGUUGGUUUGGGGUUUAUGUGGAAAUCUUAAUCCAUAGCUAUCAAUCAACUUAUUGCAGCUCCCUAGAGUUUCUACAGAAUGGGAAAGAAGAAAUUCAUCGACAAGAAGAAAUCGGCGACGUUCCAAUUACUCGCCCGCGACUCGUCCGAUCCCAACUACGACGACUCACCGGGUGGCGACCGAGUCUUUGUCCGCGUCGACAACAACUCCGCAUCCGUAUUUGCCGAUGCUCUCGAGGACAACGACGAGGGAAACGAUGAUCUAGUUUUCGGGAACUCGGCGCCGGAGGCGAAUGCUUUGCCACAGCAGUUGAGGAAGGAGAUUUUGGAGCUAGGGUUUCCAGACGACGGUUAUAACUAUUUGCUUCACUUGAGGGAGAUCAAGAACGCUGGAGCUGGCUCUGCGUUUUAUGAUAAUCCGAAGGCGAGGCUUGAUCAGCUUCCCCGUGACGUUAAGGCAUAUGAUGCUUCGAGAGUACGGAUAGGGGAUGGUGAUCCCAAUGGGAAUUCGAUUUUUAGUGUUGCAUCGAAGAGUGUUGGUGUGAGAGUUCAGAAAGCGGUUGAUCCUGAUGUGGCUGCACUGCUUGAUGAUAGCGAUCUGUCGCGAUUUGGUUCUGAUGUCGAGGACUUGGAAGAGGAUUUCGUUCUUCAGGCAAACAUUCCUGAAGAAGAGGAGGAAGAUGUGGAGGUGGAUAAUUCUGACCAACAACAAAAUUUGGAUGGCCUUGUCUUUCAGAAUGGAAUUGGAAUUGGAAAUCAUCUGGUUGUAGGAGGAGAUGAAUGUGUUGGUGAGAAGCUGCGGGUUCGGCGUCUUCUGGAUGAGCAAUUUGAUUUACUUGAGCGUCAAGAAUAUUGCACUGAUGAUGAUGAUGAUGAUGAAUAUGGUAAUGUAGCUGAAGAAGAUGAACACCUGGCAGAGAAGCUAAAACAUGCCCUAGGUGACCAUGUGAUCGAUGACUUGGAACUCAGUGACAAAUAUAAGGCUCCUGCAGAUUUAUUGCACGAUAAUGAGAGACCAAAAAGUAAGGAGCAAUUUGACACUGCUGUUGUUGUGAUUCGUCGCUGUGUGGAAUAUGGUGAGAAGUAUGAAAAGGAAAAUGAAAAUGAAGACAAACACGUGGUUCUUGUAGAAGAAAGCAGUGAUGAAUCAGAAGUGUGGGAUUGUGAGACCAUUGUUUCUACGUAUUCAAAUAUCGAUAACCACCCUGGUAAGAUUGGGGCUCCAGAAAUAACUAGGAAAAAGAAGUUGGCUGAAACUUUAUUUGGAGCCUCGAGUGCCACGAGUCAUGUAAUAUCCCUACGAGGAAAAGAGAAGCUACCUGUGGACUUUCUACCUCAUAGUAUAAAACCUGUUGCGGAAAAGGUAAAGGAUGUGGAUAGUAAAAUGGCUGAGCAGCAGAAGAGGAAACAACAUGGUCAGGAGUCAAAAGAGGAGAAGAAAGAACGGAAGGCUGCUGUAAAGGAGGAAAGGCGUGAAGCACGGCGUGCUAAAAAAGAAAUGAAGGAGCUUUACCGGGGUGAAGCACAGCGUGCUCAAAAAGUUGCUGCCAUUUGUGGCCCAUCUUCUAUACAUCUUAUGUAAGUGUGGUAAAGAUAAUACCAGAUUGUUGCCUAAGACUCUGUGGCCUUCCAUUGGGGUAAUUCUGCAGUUCUGAAGUACAAGGAAGUAAAGUAAUUGAUGUUAUCCACAGUCAAUCUUCUACAAGAGAAGGGGCGUAUGCUCAGCUAGUUCUUGAUUGCCAUGAUUUGGUUAGAUUAUCAGAGUUUACUAUUUAUUGUAGUCGUUUUCUUCUUCUUGUAGGGAUGGGGUGGGGUUUUUGCUACUGAGCCUUUCUGGCUGAAGCCUGCAUGUUCUACUGUACGCAGUAAAGUUAAAUUUAUAUUUCUUUAGUUGUUGUUUUUGCUUGCAAAACAAAGAAACAUGAGAAUCUCUGCUAUAAACUUGGACGCAAUCAUGGUA
Corylus avellana is the source of this 2017-nucleotide messenger RNA. Its product is annotated as Low temperature viability protein. Gene Ontology annotation, biological process: ribosomal small subunit biogenesis; ribosomal small subunit export from nucleus. The record is from RefSeq and is a predicted model, not a curated record. Gene Ontology annotation, cellular component: cytosol; preribosome, small subunit precursor; nucleus. Lineage: Eukaryota; Viridiplantae; Streptophyta; Magnoliopsida; Fagales; Betulaceae.